CGCAGACAUACAUGUCAAGUAACUGAAACUCACCUGUUGUUGGUCCGUUGUCGUUGUGACGAAUUUUGGGGCUUUCCCCAGCUGUGGCGUAUGGGGGAUUUCCACCCACCAGAACACUGUAGUUUAUCAAGAGAAAAAGUGAAACAAAAUCAAGCGAGAGCGUGAGGAAUCUGCAUGUCAACAAGCGUCCGUGAAUGAGCCAGAGCUGAAGAUUUGUCUCCCGAGAGUUUUUCCCGUAAAAGCUUCCGUCAACUCCAUUCUUAACAACGAAAUAGGCGAAGCACCCGGAAAUGAGUCCACAGCGCUGAACUCAUCACUGUUUCGGAGGAUUUUCAUUUCAAUCCAGCACAAAAGCUAUCAACGAGUGCGUGAAGAAACCAGAGAGAGCCUUUUAUUCUUCCUUAUUGCUCUUGCAAUGAGAAACAUGAGUGUUCGGAACGGCACAGCGGAUAAUGGAGGUCAAGAAAUAGAUAUUAUAAAUGAGUACCUUUUGGAGAAAUCAACCAAAGAGAUGUCCUUGACAGCCCCUCUGACAACAACUCUCCCUGGUCCCCCACCUCCACCUGCGGACCAGGACAUGCAGUUGUUAGACCCUCCAUCUAGGAGCAGGCGCAGCACUCCAGUUUUGGUUGCCAGAGGAGCUGCACCACAGCACUCAUUCAACUUUAACCAGGCCCCCACCACUCACACUGAUAGUAUGGCACCAAUGCAUGCUCUGCGAGGUCACAAAGGGGGAUCUCAGCGACGGGGACAGGGCUCUGCAGUGGCCCAGUGUCGUCUGCCUCAUCAGACUGGAACGGAACAUCUGGAGCGCUUCCUGGAAAAGCCAGAGAUAGUUGUGGUUGAGCAGCCAAAGGAGCGAGGCAUGCGGUUUCGCUAUGAGUGUGAGGGACGAUCAGCAGGCAGCAUCCUUGGAGCCUCCAGCACUGAUGUCAACAAGACCUUGCCUGCCAUUGAAAUUCAAGGCCCCAUUGACAAUAUCAAGAAAGUGACAGUCACCGUGUCUCUUGUGACAAAGGACAUCCCUUACCGCCCUCACCCACACUGCUUGGUUGGAAAAGACUGUUCCGACGGCAUCUGUGUCAUCCACAUCAUUCCCCAUAGUAGUUGCCGGCACAGCUUUGCAAAUUUGGGCAUCCAGUGUAUCCGGAGGAAGGAACUUGAUGCCUCUCUGCAGAAGAGGAGGAAUAAAAAUAUUGAUCCUUUUAACACGGGCCACUCUAAGAGCAUUGAGGACAUGGACAUGAAUGUUGUGAGACUGUGUUUCCAGUGUGAGCUGGAAAGAAAAGACGGAGAAAGGAUCCACCUCGCUCCUGUGGUUUCCAACCCCAUCUAUGACAAGAAGGCGACCACAACAGCAGAACUGAAAAUCAAUCGGCUUAAUGUCAUCAGAGGCCCCUGCACAGGAAAGACUGAAAUUUACAUGCUCUGUGACAAAGUGCAAAAAGAUGACAUUGACAUAAUCUUCAGCUUGGAGGAUUGGGAGGCCAAGGCGGAGUUUGCUCAGACCGAUGUCCACAGACAGAUUGCCAUCGUCUUCAAGUCCCCACCCUUCAGGGAGCAGAACAUAUCUGAGGAGAUGGAGGUCAACGUGUGUCUACGCCGCUUGUCUGAUCGGAUGGACAGCGAGCCAGUCAAGUUCACCUACGUUCCAGACAACGCUGAUCCUUACGGAGUGAACCGCAAGAGGAAAAUAAAAUCAGACAUACAAUUCAGCGAGCCGUGCAGCGUCCCUCAAGGUCAAGACAUAACCGUGAACGAACCCAGCACAUCACAGCCAUUCGACCCAUUCUAUACUCUUCCGGAGUGUAACAUUCCCUCAGCUCCCAUUGCAGUCCCUGCUCCGGAGGGGGGCAUCCAAAUGCCACCCCAGGGCAUGGAGGAAAUUCACUAUAAUGAAGACUUUAGACAGGAGGACAGUUGUGUUAGUCUGGACCAAGAUGCUUUGGACAGCAUUCUACAUGGGCUCACUCAGUGUUUUGGUGUGCAAGGUCCUGACCAGCUUUUUACACAGUUAAUUUUUGGAUCCGAUUUCAACUGCACUUUAGACGGCACAGAAACAAAACCAAACCUACUAGUCAACCAACCUAUGAUGAACAUGGCGUCUAUAAAUGAUGCACACUUCAAUCAGAUGGUGAGUGAGAAUCAGGUGUAUCCACCAGACUUGGAGAACAUUGAAGGCCUCUUAGGCCCAGUGAAGAGUGAGAAUGAGCUGGAUCUUUGAAUGCCUCUAAAGACUCUAAAGCAUCUUGACUAUUAGGACUUUGAAAUAGUUGUGGACUAACUUUGUUGUAACAUGCCAAACUAGUUUAACUGGCACUGUUUGACUUCCGGUUUGGUAGUGUGUGAAUAUUAAUGAAGUAAAUGAUCUGCACAUCUGAAAUGUGAAAGCUGAGGCUGAUACAGCUAGCAGCUGAUGAAAGGCGGGACUUUAAGGGAUAGUGCACCCAAAAAUGAAAAUUCUGUCAUUUACUCACCUUAUAUUGUUCUAAACAAUAUGAGAUGCAAGUCUGAAUGUUAAGGCACCUGCAUAAUUCCUAUGAAACUGAAGAACAAACAGUCAUGACGUCCUUUUUUUGUUUCAUUAAUCUACAAAAUAAUCCAGCCUACUCAAAUACUCUUAAGUGCCCAUUCACUCAUGUGGCAUCUGCAGCAGAAAGCCAUUCUCACAUCUGCCCAAAGAUAUGCCUAUAAUCAUUUUUUUGAUGAGUAUUCUACCCAUUAACACUCUUUUAUACACCCAUUUUUGCAGUAGUAUCGGUGUCAUCAUAAAUUACAAUAACAGAGUGUAAUCAGCUCAUAUUAUGUCUACAAAUAGCAUGUUAGCGCAUUAGCACUAUGGAUUCAGAAUGUAAACAAGACAAAUUACGCAUUAUCUACUGCAUAAAUAUUAUUUUAAAUCAUCAUCGAGUGGUUAAAACAGCUUCUUUUACUGAUCUGAAUUCUACUCAUAGAAUGAUGCAUGAAGUCAUUGAUAUUAGGGCUGAUGAUUAGUCGACAUUAUCGACAACGUUGACAAUAAAUGCACACUGUCGUGGGGAUGCUCAUCAUUCGAGCAUGCAUUUAAUGCAGCUAGAUUAUAACGUGAUGGCUCGUGACUUAUUGAAGCAUAAUAUAUGACACUGCAUUUCUUAUCAUGAAGAAAAUUGGCAAUACACAGCUUUAUUAAUAUGAUAGAGUGGUUUAUUGAGAGUUAAAGAUGGAUUGAAGUGAAUAGAAAUGUGAGAGAGGAAGUCUUCGCCCCAUUAUACACUGCAACAAAAUACAUUUUUGAUUUGUUUUGGUUUUGGCUUGUUUUCCAAUAUAAAUAUCUUAAAGUUCUUUAAAACAACAUAUAUUUUAUUUAGCAGCUAUACUGCAGAAGAAAGAAUUGUUAUCCGAGUAUGUUGAAUAAAACAAUAAAAAACAUUUUAAAAUAUCUAAAAAUCCUUUAAAAAAAGAUGCAUUCACCUGAGCAGCAGCAUAUAAGAUAUUUAGACUUGCUUUUAGAGAAAAUAUCUUCAAUAUUUUUAGUCUUUACUGCACUUGCAGAAGUAUAACCAAGUGAAAAAUACACUUGUAUACAAAAUGCACUUAUAUUUGUGCCUUAAAUCAAGUCUAAAUAUCUUAUAUGUUACUUAUCAAUUCAAUGUAUCUUGUUUUAAGAAUUUUUAGAUGAUUUUAAACGGAAAACAAGACAAAAACACUUGAUAACAGUAGGAUUUUUUUUGCAGUGAAUUUCUUUACUGAUUUAAACUUAAAAGUAUUUCUUCCCUUUAUUUCAGUGAAUGUCAUUUAGAGGUAUUUUUAAAAGAUGAUUUUGUCCUCUUUGUUGUUAGUGAGCGUGUUUAAUACAACCUAUAAAUACAAGUCAGGGCACAAGCUGAAUAAUCGGUGAUUGAAUGAUUCAUCUGUGCAAUAAUCGCAGAAUAGUCGAAUAAUCGUUCUAAUAAUCGAUUAUCAAAAACUAAUACUAAUAAACAUUAGUUGCAGCCCUAAUUGAUAGCACAAUUUAAUGUCAUGUUAGUUGAUGUUUUACAUGUAGUCUUGAGCGUCAUCAUUUUUAAAUGUAUCUCUAAAAUGCCUCCUACAGCGGUUUUGCCGGUGUUUGAAUGUUUGCAAACAGUAUGAUGUUGCUAAGCUGUUUUUAACUUCUUUUUGGCUCUGAAUGAAGACACACUUCUUCGUAAGUGCACUGGGGCAAUGACAUCCUUAGUCACCAUUUACUUGCAUUCUAAGGAAAAUAGGUAUCAAUAUUCUUCAAAAUUUCUCAAGGACAGAAUUGUAAUUUUUGGAGUGAACUAUCCCUUUAAAUUACAAAUCCGAUUUUCAGCCAUUUGGACCAUUGUAGGGUAAUGGAGAUAAGCAUGUAGUCAUUGUGUUUUUAAGUAGUCAUUACAAAAGAAGCAACUGAUGCUGCUCAGCUGCUUUUAUUGUGCCAGUUAUGAAAUGUGUCUGUCAUUUGCUAAUUAAAUGUAUGGCUUUCAGAGCAAAACUCAGUAGUCCCAGACCUAAAGUCACUAACAUAUUUAAGUUUUGUAUGUAACAAGAUAAUUUUGUGGGCAGCAUUUCUGAACAGUUCAAGCUUUGAGGAAUUUCACUUAACUGCAUUAAGGGGACAUAAUUACACAUGUAGUAUCUUUCUGUAGCGAUAUGCGGGGUAGCCCCACCCACAGAGAAAGCUCAUUGGUCCAAAAUCUGCUCCGCAGAAGUGUGUACAAAUUCCCUUUCAAUCUCUGGUGUAUAUCGAACAUUAAAUAUGUUCUGAUUGGCUGUGUUAUGCAGCAUUUCCUGUGUGGACAGACACAUUGAGGAUUUCUUGAUGCUAAAAAUCCUGUCGCAUCACACCUGGUCAGGACAAUUUGUGAAAUUAAGCAGGAGACUGAAAAUGAUGUCAGUGGCAAAUAUAUUUGAGUGCUUUUGUCAGUGCUGUAACUGUACAUUUUAAUAUACACAUUAAUGUUGAAGGAAGUCGGUGGCACAAUAGGAAUGUAAUCAUUGGAAAUGCAUUUCGUCCAUCUAAACAUAUAUAAUGUCUAUAAUAAUGUUAUAAUCUUGUGCCAUGUAAAAAAUGUCUAGCGUUGUUGCUAUUGUUGCUUUCUGCUUAUAUUGUGUAUGUAACUGUUGCUGUCAAUAUUAAAAUCAUGUGUUUUGAAAAAUGAAUAGUUUGACUCCGUUUUGGUUGUCUCUUUAUAUACUUGCCUAUUAAUCACCUACUUCAUUAUCGAUUCCUUUUUCAAAAGUGGGCGGCUUAUGGCCAGAGUCCAACCAAAUGUGCCUCACCAUGUUAACGUAAAUUCAAAACAGUCAGACAGGCAAUCGUUUGCCUGCUCAACAUAGUUUUCAUUAGUGUUGUGAAGUAACAAACUAAAAGUGGCAUUGCAACUAACUUAAAGGAACAGCUCACCCAAAAAUGAAAAGUCACUCAUCAUUUACGCACCCUCAUGCCAUCCCAGAUGUGUAUAACUUUCUUCUGUAGAACACAAACAAAUAUUUUUAGAAGAAUAUUUCAGCUCUACAGGUCCAUACAAUGCAAGUGAAUGGUGACCAAAAUUUGAAGCUCCCGAAGACAGCAUAAAAGUAAUCCAUAUGAAUCCAGUGGUUAAAUCUGUGUUUAGAAAUUAUAUCCUAGGUGUCAGUGAGAAAUAGAUCAAUAUAUAAGUUCUUAAUUUACUACAAAUCACCACUUUCACUUUCAUAUUCUUUUGUUUUUGCCAAUUCACAU
Molecule: messenger RNA, 5704 nt
Organism: Xyrauchen texanus (razorback sucker)
Lineage: Eukaryota; Metazoa; Chordata; Actinopteri; Cypriniformes; Catostomidae
Gene: relb
Product: v-rel avian reticuloendotheliosis viral oncogene homolog B
Exons: 11
Coding region: 416-2224 (602 amino acids)
Biological process (GO): canonical NF-kappaB signal transduction; response to cytokine; cellular response to stress
Cellular component (GO): cytoplasm
Molecular function (GO): RNA polymerase II cis-regulatory region sequence-specific DNA binding; DNA-binding transcription factor activity, RNA polymerase II-specific
Source: RefSeq, a predicted model, not a curated record